GUUCACUUUGACAUUUCAAAAUGAAGUAGAAAAUAGAAAUUAAUUUAGCCGCAACAGGAAUUCUAAGGCUGUGUCUUUUAUUGACUAAUAAAUGAAAACAUUGGAGUUAUAUUAAUACAUCGUAUUCAUAUAAUAUAAUAUAUUAUUUGAUGGCAGUGUUUUGCCUCAGCAACAAUGACGACUUUACGGGAACGCCAGCUCAAUGCUUUGAAACAGAUGCUGAAUCUGAAUCAACCAUUAACCAAAGCAGUAGCAAAUGAACCAUCAUGGAAAGUACUAAUUUAUGACAGAGUUGGCCAAGAUAUAAUUUCUCCACUAAUAUCUGUGAAAGAACUGAGAGAAUUAGGUGUCACUUUGCAUGUCCAGCUACAUUCAGACAGAGACUCAAUACCUGAAGUUCCUGCAGUUUAUUUCUGUGCUCCUUCAGAAGAGAAUCUGGGAAGAAUAUGCCAAGACCUUGACAAUGGACUCUAUGACCAAUACUACUUGAACUUCAUAUCACCUAUAACGCGGCAAAAAAUAGAGGACUUGGCGGCUUCCACUAUUCAGUCUAAUUCUGUUAUGAGCAUUCACAAAAUAUAUGAUCAAUAUUUGAACUUUAUAUGUUUGGAGGACGACUUAUUUAUAAUGAAACAUCAGAAAUCGGAUUCACUGUCUUAUUAUGCAAUCAACAAAGGAGACACUAAAGAUACGGAAAUGGAAGCUAUUAUGGAUGAAAUUGUAGAGAGUUUGUUUUCAGUAUUUGUUACACUCGGUAACGUACCUAUCAUUAGGUGUAGCAAAGGCAAUGCAGCAGAAAUGGUAGGGAAAAAGUUAGACAAAAAAUUAAGAGAGAAUCUUUGGGACGCCCGAAACAACUUAUUCCAUGGACAACCAGGCUCCUUCAGUUUCACUCGCCCCAUGUUGAUAUUAUUGGACAGAAAUAUAGACAUGGCAACACCGCUGCAUCAUACUUGGACCUAUCAGGCUUUAGCUCAUGAUGUAUUGGACUUAUCUUUAAACAGAGCAGUGGUACCGGAAAGUUCUGCACCAGCAGUACCAGGACAGAAAACAAAAACCAGAAUAUGUGAUUUGGAUUCCAAAGACCCAUUGUGGUCAGAACAUAAAGGAAGUCCAUUCCCCACUGUUGCGGAGGCAAUACAAGAAGACUUGGAUAAGUACCGGAGUUCAGAAGCAGAAGUUAAGAAAUUGAAAAGCUCAAUGGGUUUGGACGCAGACAGCGACCUAGCUCUCAGUCUAGUGAGCGACAACACACAGCGUCUCACAAGCGCAGUUAAUUCACUACCACAACUUAUGGAGAAGAAACGUCUUAUUGACAUGCACACAACUAUUGCUACUGCCAUCCUCAAUGCAAUAAAAUCAAGACGGCUGGAUUCAUUUUUUGAACUCGAAGAAAAAAUCAUGAGCAAAAGCAGUGGUGUCGAAAGCAAAGCAGUCAUGGACUUGAUAUCCGACACCAGUGCUGGCAACGAAGAGGAUAAAAUGCGCUUAUUUAUUAUAUAUUAUCUGUGUACCUCACAAAUACCCGAGGACGAAUAUAAAAAGUUCGAGGCCGCCCUGGUAGCUGCCAAUUGUGACGUAAAACCGUUGAUUUACAUGAAACGUUGGAAAGGAUUCACGAAAAUGUCAAGUCAAGGUCAAUACGAAGGUGGUGGAACGAAAACAGUUUCUAUGUUCUCGAAAUUAGUCUCUCAAGGAUCUUCAUUUGUGAUGGAAGGAGUUAAGAACUUGGUCGUCAAAAAGCAUAAACUUCCUGUGAGUCGAGCCGUUGAGGCGGCGCUAAGCGGUGCGGGUUCAGCUGGAGAGUGUGAUUUGACGUGGCUGGAUCCCCGCGCGGCACGUACAGACGCGGCGGCCCGUGCGCGUGCGACUAAACAACCGCCGCCCACAGACGCCGUGGUGUUCCUCAUAGGCGGCGGCAGCUACAUCGAGUAUCACAACCUGAUGGACUUCGCCAAGCAACAAGCUGCAACGAGAAAAAUCAUCUACGGUGCGACUACAUUGCCGCACGCUGCUCAGUUUCUGAAACAGCUGUCUCUUCUCGGAGAGGAACUGCAGUGAACAUUCCUGCUUGUUAAUAAAUCUAUUUAAAAUAUUCUAAUAAAUUAUAUACUGCUAAACGA
Messenger RNA from Pararge aegeria (speckled wood butterfly), 2123 nucleotides. RefSeq names its product protein sly1 homolog (gene Slh). The transcript is spliced from 11 exons. Gene Ontology annotation, cellular component: Golgi membrane; cytosol. Gene Ontology annotation, molecular function: syntaxin binding. Bases 175 to 2061 code for a protein of 628 amino acids. The record is from RefSeq and is a predicted model, not a curated record. NCBI's taxonomy places the organism in Eukaryota, Metazoa, Arthropoda, Insecta, Lepidoptera, Nymphalidae. Gene Ontology annotation, biological process: endoplasmic reticulum to Golgi vesicle-mediated transport; intracellular protein transport.